AUGUUGCUCCCUAUACAGCACAUGCAUGCACAAAGGGAGCAGAUGCUGCUGAGCUGCAGCAAACAUUAUUGGAUAUAUGUUAAUAAGGAGAAGCAAACCCUCCUAUCUAAUGCAGAUAUAGGAUUGAGUCCUGUACAACGAGCUAUCCGUCGGCUGCAACUCGAUUGCGUUCCUGAUACUCUUCCUUGCAGAACAGCAGAGUUUCAGAAGAUUCGUCAGACAAUUCUUACGAGUAUAAAACAAGAGAAUGGAGGAGAAUUACUUUCUGAGCCUAGAAUAUCUAUCAGGAAGACAUAA
This is a messenger RNA of Eimeria maxima, 297 nucleotides long. RefSeq lists its product as hypothetical. The record is from RefSeq and is a predicted model, not a curated record. The transcript has 5 exons. The coding region runs from base 1 to 297 and encodes 98 amino acids. NCBI's taxonomy places the organism in Eukaryota, Apicomplexa, Conoidasida, Eucoccidiorida, Eimeriidae.